CCGCGGCGGGCGCGCGGGGCUGCGGCGGCGGCGGCGGCGGCGGCUCCGGGUGAGUCCGCUCCUCCCCCUCCCCUGCCACAGCCCCCGCCCCAGCCCGAGCCGGGGGGCGGCCCCGGCGCGUGGGACGGGGGUCGGUGCAGAAACGCGUGGCUCUCGGGCCGGGCAGUGGGAGUCUGCAGCGCUCGCUGGCCGCGCCGGGGGAGGGGCACGUGGCCCUGGAAGGGGGAUCCCGAAACACCUGGGUAUACCCCAUCCCUCGCCCACCGAUCCCCGAGGCGCGGGGAUGGUUUACCCAUUCCAUGGCCCCUAAGGACUUAGGUCUCCGCUGUCGUUCAAGGUCCUCGACAUCGUUCCGCUCCCCUACAGUGUCUUGGGACCCUGACAUUUAACCCCCCCGCAAUACCUCAAAAAAAAAAAAAAAAAAAAAAAAAAAAAAAAAAAAAUCUCGUUCUCUCUGCAGCUCAGAGGCAUUCAGGACUUCAACUCCCAGCAGACCUUGCAGUGCCGGGUCUAGAAAACCUCUGCAGCGCAAGCGCGAGGCCUGCCGGGAGUUGUAGUUUACGAGUGCUUACCGGCGUGGGGCCCGGGGGUGGGAGGGUGCAGCGGGACCCCAGGGGUCGCCUGGGGUCGAGCAACUGGUUCCAGUAGGGCAAGAUGUGUGACUUGGGCUGAGCUUUCCCCCUCCCCCGGCCUCGGCCCCCAGAUCAGACACCCCCUCUCACCACCUGGCGCGCGUGGGGACGGGUCUGCAGCCCCUUGUCCGCCCUACAACCCCCAUGGGCUGCCGCCCGCCGCCGCCUCGGCUGCCACCCAGGACAAGGCAGGGAUAAGCGCAGGACCAGACAGCCACCAUGUCUGGGGACUAUGAGGAUGACCUCUGCCGGCGGGCACUCAUCCUGGUCUCAGACCUCUGUGCACGGGUGCGAGAUGCCGACACCAACGACAGGUGCCAGGAAUUCAACGAGCUGCGAAUCCGAGGCUAUCCACGGGGUCCAGAUGCAGACAUUUCCGUGAGCCUGCUGUCGGUCAUCGUCACAUUCUGUGGCAUUGUUCUUCUGGGUGUCUCGCUCUUCGUGUCCUGGAAGUUGUGCUGGGUGCCCUGGCGGGACAAGGGAGGUUCGGCAGUGGGCGGUGGCCCCCUACGGAAAGACCUAGGCCCUGGGGUUGGGCUGGCAGGCCUGGUGGGUGGCGGCGGGCACCAUCUGGGGGCUGGCCUGGGUGGCCAUCCUCUACUUGGUGGCCCACAUCACCAUGCCCACACCGCCCACCAUCCGCCCUUCGCCGAGCUGCUGGAGCCGGGCAGCCUGGGGGGCUCUGACCCCCCAGAACCCUCUUACUUGGACAUGGACUCGUAUCCAGAGGCGGCAGCAGCAGCCGUGGUAGCUGCUGGGGUCAAACCAAGCCAGACAUCUCCCGAGCUGCCCUCCGAGGGCGGGGCAGGCUCUGGGCUGCUCCUGCUGCCCCCCAGUGGUGGGAGCUUGCCCAGUGCCCAGUCGCAUCAGCAGGUCACAAGCCUAGCACCCAGCACCAGGUACCCAGCCCUGCCCCGGCCCCUCACCCAGCAGACUCUGACCACCCAACCCGACCCAAGCAGUGAGGAGCGGCCACCCGCCCUGCCCCUCCCCCUCCCUGGUGGAGAGGAAAAAGCCAAACUCAUUGGGCAGAUUAAGCCGGAGCUGUACCAGGGCACUGGACCAGGUGGCCGCCGGGGCGGUGGGGGCUCUGGCGAGGCAGGGGCACCCUGUGGCCGCAUCAGCUUUGCCCUGCGGUACCUCUAUGGCUCCGACCAGCUGGUGGUGCGGAUCCUGCAGGCAUUGGACCUCCCCGCAAAGGACUCCAAUGGAUUCUCGGAUCCCUAUGUGAAGAUCUACCUGCUGCCAGACCGCAAGAAGAAGUUUCAGACCAAGGUGCACAGAAAGACCCUGAACCCCGUCUUCAACGAGACAUUUCAGUUCUCGGUGCCCCUGGCUGAGCUGGCGCAGCGUAAGCUACACUUCAGUGUCUACGACUUCGACCGCUUCUCGCGGCACGACCUCAUCGGCCAGGUGGUGCUAGACAACCUCCUGGAGCUGGCCGAGCAGCCCCCUGACCGCCCACUCUGGAGGGACAUCGUGGAGGGCGGCUCGGAAAAGGCAGAUCUUGGGGAGCUCAACUUCUCACUCUGCUACCUCCCCACCGCCGGGCGACUCACCGUGACCAUCAUCAAAGCCUCUAACCUCAAAGCGAUGGACCUCACUGGCUUCUCAGACCCCUAUGUGAAGGCCUCUCUGAUCAGCGAGGGGCGGCGUCUGAAGAAGCGGAAGACCUCCAUCAAGAAGAACACACUGAACCCCACGUACAACGAGGCGCUGGUGUUCGACGUGGCGCCCGAGAGCGUGGAGAACGUGGGGCUCAGCAUCGCCGUGGUGGACUACGAUUGCAUCGGGCACAACGAGGUGAUCGGAGUGUGCCGCGUGGGCCCCGAGGCCGCCGACCCCCACGGCCGCGAGCACUGGGCCGAGAUGCUGGCGAACCCCCGCAAGCCUGUGGAGCACUGGCAUCAGCUGGUGGAGGAAAAGACUCUGACCAGCUUCACAAAAGGCAGCAAAGGACUAUCAGAGAAAGAGAACUCAGAGUGAGGGGGCUGGCCUAGGCCGGGGAUCGGACCAGGCCCCCUUGGGAUACCAUUCCUUCCUGCCCGGACUGUGAACUCAUCUCCUCGAAGCCAUAAUGUCCGAGCUGCUGGUGCGGGGCAGGCCUGGGCUUGCCCUCCUCCCCUGGAGCGUGAGGGUGGGAGGCAGGCCCAGCUCCCUGUUUCAGGGUGGGGGGCGCUCAGCCUCCACUGUCUGUCUUCUCUUUCCUGGGGCUCCCCCUCGAGGCAAGGGGCCAUGCAUGUCUGGGGGACCCCCGCCCCACAAACCCUCUGUCUCUUUGUCUGUCUCUUUACUGUUGUCCAAGACUUGGUGUCCUGACCCUCGUUCUUAUGUGAAUGUCGACAGACCAGUCCUCUCUGUCCCCCCAGACACACACUCACACCCGCGUCCAUUCCUUGUGUUUGCCACACCCCGCGUCUGGCCGAUCCCCCCACUGCUGCUGCUACCACGCCAGAAUAAACACACGCCGUGGGUCUCACUCCA
Sciurus carolinensis (gray squirrel) is the source of this 3116-nucleotide messenger RNA. It is a transcript of the gene Syt3, whose product is annotated as synaptotagmin 3. Gene Ontology annotation, cellular component: membrane. The coding region runs from base 852 to 2618 and encodes 588 amino acids. Gene Ontology annotation, molecular function: phosphatidylserine binding; calcium ion binding; SNARE binding. The record is from RefSeq and is a predicted model, not a curated record. NCBI's taxonomy places the organism in Eukaryota, Metazoa, Chordata, Mammalia, Rodentia, Sciuridae. Gene Ontology annotation, biological process: cellular response to calcium ion; regulation of calcium ion-dependent exocytosis; regulation of dopamine secretion. The transcript is spliced from 10 exons.